Molecule: messenger RNA, 2737 nt
Organism: Panicum hallii
Lineage: Eukaryota; Viridiplantae; Streptophyta; Magnoliopsida; Poales; Poaceae
Product: receptor-like serine/threonine-protein kinase SD1-8
Exons: 6
Coding region: 1-2568 (855 amino acids)
Biological process (GO): protein phosphorylation; recognition of pollen
Molecular function (GO): ATP binding; protein serine/threonine kinase activity
Source: RefSeq, a predicted model, not a curated record
AUGGCGUCCGAUCGAUCCCGUCGGGGAGCGAGCACGAAGGCGCGCGCGCUCUGCAUCCUCCUCGCCGCCGCCAGCUUCUUCCUGCCGUCCACCUCCACCGACCGCAUCGACCGGGCGGCGUCCAUCUCCGGCAACCAGACGCUCGUCUCGCCCGGCGGCGUCUUCGAGCUCGGCUUCUUCAGCCCAGGCGGCGGCGCCGACGGCACCAGGAAGUACCUCGGCAUCUGGUACGCCAAGGUCCCGGGGCCGACCGUCGUGUGGGUCGCCAACCGACAGAGCCCGCUCGUCAACUCGCCGGGCGUGCUCCGGAUCUCCGCCGACGGCCGCCUCGUCAUCCUCGACGGCCGCAACGCCACCGUCUGGUCCUCCGCCGCCGCGCCUGCCACCGCAACCAUAACCAGCCGCGCCAGCGCGCGGCUCCUUGACGACGGCAACUUCGUCCUGCGCUCGGAUGGCGGCGGCGGGGGCGUGGCGUGGCAGAGCUUCGACUACCCGACGGACACGCUGCUCCCGGGCAUGAAGCUCGGGGUCGACAACCGGGCCGGCAUCACCCGGAACAUCACGUCGUGGACCAGCCCGACGGACCCGGCGCCGGGGGCCUACACGUUCAAGCUGGUCACCGGCGGCCUGCCGCAGUUCUUCCUGUUCCGGGGCCCCGCCACGAGGAUCUACACGAGCGGGCCGUGGAACGGCGCGUUGCUCACCGGCGUGCCGCACCUCCGGUCGCAGGGCUUCAGCUUCGUAGUGGAGUCGGGCCCUGACGAGACGUACUACAGCUACUCCAUCCGCAACGCGUCGGUGCUGUCGCGGUUCGUGGUGGACGGCGCGGCGGGGCAGCUGCAGCGCUUCGUCUGGAGCAACGGCGCGUGGAGCAACUUCUGGUACUACCCCAGCGAGCCCUGCGACGGCUACGCCAAGUGCGGGCCGUUCGGGUACUGCGACAGCGCCCAGUACUCACUGUGCAGCUGCCUCCCGGGCUUCGUGCCGCGGUCGCCGGACCAGUGGAACCUCCGGGACGCGUCGGGCGGGUGCGUCAGGAUCACCAACCUCAGCUGCGGCGGCGGCGGCGGCGGCGGCGGCGAUGGGUUCUGGGUCGUGAACAGGAUGAAGCUACCGGAGGCCACCAACGCGACGGUGUACGCCGGCAUGACACUGGAGCAGUGCAGGGAGGUGUGCUUGGGCAACUGCAGCUGCCGGGCGUACGCGGCGGCGAACGUCGCCGGGGGCGGCAGCCGCGGCUGCGUCAUCUGGGGCGUCGAUCUGCUGGACAUGAGGCAGUACUCAACGCCGGUGCAGGAUGUGUACAUACGCCUCGCCCAGUCCGACAUUGACGCCUUGAAGGCCGCUGAAGCUAACCGACGGCGCUCAGGCAAGACCACGGUGAUUGCCAUUGUCUGUGCUAUUUCUGGUGUGCUUUUGAUGGCGGCUAUCUGCUGUUGUUUCUGGAGAACCAAGGUGAGGAGGAGACUUCAAAGCAAAAUGGCCUCUUCCACGCCUAGUGGUGGAGGCAACUGCAAGGUUAGGAAACCACGGUUGGAUGUGGACUGGAAAUGUUCCGAGAAGGAUGUUGAUGAUCUUCCAUUGAUUGAUCUGGAAGCGAUCCUAGCCGCCACCGACAACUUUGCGGAGGAGAACAAGCUUGGAGAAGGUGGAUUUGGUCCGGUUUAUUUGGGAAAGUUUGAGGAUGGGCAAAAAGUAGCAGUGAAGAGGAUGUCCCAGAGAUCAGUGCAAGGGGUUCAGGAGUUCACCAACGAAGUGAAACUGAUCGCCAAGCUUCAGCACAGAAACCUCGUGAGGCUGCUUGGUUGCUGCAUCGAUGACGAUGAGAGGUUGCUCAUAUACGAGUACAUGGAUAACCAGAGCUUAGACACGUUCAUAUUUGAUGAAGGAAAACGUAGGUUGCUAGGAUGGCAGAAACGGUUCGAGAUUAUUCUGGGGAUCGCACGGGGCCUGCUGUACCUCCACGAAGACUCGAGGUUCAGGAUCAUCCACAGAGACAUGAAGGCUAGCAACGUGUUGCUAGACAGAGACAUGAUCCCAAAAAUUUCAGAUUUUGGUAUUGCGAGGAUGUUUGGAGGUGAUCAGACCACGGCAUACACAUUGAAGGUCAUAGGAACAUAUGGCUACAUGUCUCCAGAGUAUGCAAUGGAUGGCUUGUUUUCCAUGAAAUCCGAUGUUUACAGCCUAGGAGUGAUAGUGCUAGAGAUUGUCACCGGCAAGAAGAACCGCGGUUUCUAUGAUCCUGAGCUUGAUCUCACACUCCUCGGAUACGCUUAUAUGCUAUGGAAAGGAGGCAGGAGCGCGGAACUAGUGGAUGAGGUAAUGGAUGGCGGCUUUAACCACAGCGAGGUGCUGAGAUGCAUACAGGUCGCGCUCUUGUGCGUUGAUGUGCAGCCUCGGAAUAGGCCUACGAUGUCCUCAGUUGUCAUGAUGCUUGCCAGUGAGAACGCCACAAUUCCGGAGCCAAACGAGCCUGGAGUCAACAUUGGGAAGAACACAUCUGAUACGGAUUCGUCUUAUGGCCUUACCACAGGAAGUGUGACCACAACUGAAACAUGUACUAGGUAGUGUCCGACAGUAGAAAUUCUUGUUUCUCUUAUGUGGGUUCAAAAAAAAAAUGGUUCCCACUAGGUUAGAAAUUUCUUCCUGGCUACUGGUAUACUAUACGCUAUUGUAAACUUUACUAUUGUCUCCUGUCACAAAUACUCUGAAUUUUUAAUAUUCUUUGCCAACUGCA